GGGGGCGUGUUCCAGCGCCCGGCGAUGACAUAUUCUUCCAGCGCCACGUCGUGAGGAAGUGUCGAGCCACUGGAGCAGUCGGAAGGUUCCGGGUGGAGUGGAGCAGGUGCUGGGUUUAAGCGGUUACCGGGCUGGUGUCUUCUUGUUCUGGGCUCAUCCUCUGCCAGGGCAGGAGCUAUGUCAUGGAUCAAGGAAGGAGAGUUGUCACUUUGGGAGCGGUUCUGUGCCAACAUCAUAAAGGCAGGCCCAGUGCCCAAACACGUUGCCUUUAUAAUGGAUGGAAACCGUCGCUACGCCAAGAAGUGCCAAGUAGAGCGGCAGGAAGGCCACUCACAGGGCUUCAACAAGCUGGCUGAGACUCUGCGCUGGUGUUUGAACCUGGGCAUCCUAGAGGUGACGGUCUACGCGUUCAGCAUUGAGAACUUCAAACGCUCCAAGAGUGAGGUAGACGGGCUAAUGGAUCUGGCCCGGCAGAAGUUCAGCCGCUUGAUGGAAGAACAGGAGAAACUGCAGAAGCAUGGGGUAUGCAUCCGGGUCCUGGGCGAUCUGCAUUUGUUGCCCUUGGAUCUCCAGGAGCUGAUUGCACAGGCGGUACAGGCCACCAAGAACUACAACAAGUGUUUCCUCAAUGUCUGCUUUGCAUACACGUCCCGUCAUGAGAUCAGUAAUGCUGUGAGAGAGAUGGCCUGGGGAGUGGAGCAAGGCCUGCUGGACCCCAGUGAUAUUUCUGAGUCUCUGCUUGAUAAGUGCCUCUAUACCAACCACUCCCCUCACCCUGACAUCUUGAUCCGGACUUCUGGGGAAGUGAGGCUCAGCGACUUCUUGCUCUGGCAGACCUCCCACUCCUGCUUGGUGUUCCAACCCGUUCUGUGGCCGGAAUACACAUUUUGGAACCUCUGUGAGGCCCUCCUGCAGUACCAGAUGAACCAUAGCAUGCUCCAGCAGAAGGCCCGAGACAUGUAUGCAGAGGAGCGGAAGAGGCAGCAGCUGGAGAGGGACCAGGCCGCAGUGACAGAGCAGCUGCUGCAAGAGGGGCUCCAGGCCAGUGGGGACGCCCAGCUCCGACGGACACGCUUGCACAAACUCUCAGCCAGACGGGAAGAGCGGGUCCAAGGCUUCCUGCAGGCCUUGGAACUCAAGCGGGCUGACUGGCUGGCACGUCUGGGCACUGCAUCAGCCUGAGUGGGGCUGGCCUCCUGCCACUUUGCCCUGCCCUCUGCCUCCAGGGCCCCACUCCCCUUUCUUUUCUUGGUGAAAGGCACCUCCUUCCUAAGGAUGAACUGUGUUUCCUUUACUUUGCAAGGGAGCCCCAGAGGCCAGGUCUGCUGGCCAGAGAUACACCUUUUGGGCCGCCCGGGACAGUGGCCCCUGGGGAGGACUGAGGGGAUGGUCUCCCACAAGUACACUAAACCCAGCUCUGGUCACCUGUAGCUUUGGAGAGCAGGGAGCCCCAGUUCUUCGCUGCCCUCUCCUUCUGCCUCUGCCACCUCUACCACCUCUACCUGUGUUCUAGAUGCAUUUCACUUUUCCACCAGCACAUCCUUCAACAUAACAGAAUUUCAGGGAGGAGGUCUCCCCAAAACCCUGGCCGUUUACCCAUCCAUCUUAGCCUUCCACCCGACUUUCACAAAAGAUUUGGCCCCACCUUGGAUCUGCUGGUAAAUAGCUAAUAGGCAGCCAGCGUUAUUUGGGCAAGGGAGGGGAGGGAGAGACAGAAAGAAAAUUUGCCCAUCUGCUGCUCCUCCCCCUGGGCUCUCCACCUGGGAUUUGCUAUUGAAUCUCUACCCCCUCCCACCACACAGUGCUGAUUGCUCACUGAAAGGCUCAGCGCCCCCAAUGGCGCGCAGAAGCCAGGCGGGUGAUUACAAUCCAAUUACCUAUUGUCGACUCAGCCCACACAAGCUUUUCUCCUCCUCUUGCAGGGCACGGGGCCAGGCUCCACGCCCCUGUGCGACCAGCCCCCUUCAUGGCCACAGGGUAACAGGAGGGCCUCUAGGCCCUGGUGAAUCUAAUCCACCACAGGUCUCCUUCCCCGGAACACCUCACAGGACCCGGAGCAAAGGAACAAGCACUUCUCCCAACUGACUGACGCCUGUCCUCACCAUCUCAGACUCUGCUUCCCACCGCCUCAGCCUUUGAGGCUUCUCUGUUUUGGACCUGGCCCCUUAAGUCCCCCCGAGAUGAUUUAUUCUCCGCAUGGCAGAGUCUCAGCUUGUUAGGGCCAGGGCUGCCCAGCAGGGAGAAGGCCAAGUCAAGGGCUGUGUCCUCUCCCUGCCAGGCCUUGCUUCGGAGCUGCUGAGAGGAUUAGUGCCUUGGAAGAGCUGUCUGCCUGAGCAACUCUGCUUCAGGUGCCUGGAGCAGCAAGCACCAGCCUUUAACACCGACCAAACACCACUCCGUUUAGCCUUCCCAUUUCACUUUCUGCGAACUGUUUCCCCAGCACCUCCCUCUAGGGGAGAGGUGGGGUCUUGCAAGCAGUGCUCAGAGCAUAGUCUUUAACCCCCCCCCCCCCCCGCUGCCCUGUAUUCCAGUCUCCUCUUCCCCUUCCUGUGCCAGUAUACCUGGCACAAGAGACCCCUUGGCCAUCAUCCCUGCUCCCAGAAUCAAACAAAUGCCAGACACUGCGAUUGAGAAGCCAAUCAAUGCACCCUUUGGCAAGCCCCCCACACACACCUGGCAUUCCCCACAACCAAUCCCUGGCACAGGGUUCCCAGAGAGCAGGUGCUGUACAUUUUCCAGCUUUACAAUGGGGCUGUUGACAGCCUUAAUUAGGGAGGCAUGAAUUAUGCGGCUAUAAUGCAGAGCCCUACAAUUAAGGCGGGAAUGAGGGGCUGGAGGCAACAAACGGAAUCUGCCCAGUGAGCAUGGCUAUUGAGUCCUGUCUCCUUUCUGUGUCUGACUUGCCCCAAUAUGAAUGGGGUACAGAUGAUUAACGGAGCUGGUAUCUCUUUGGCCUUAGGUCCUGUAUUCUGAGAAAGAUACACAGAGUGGGAUGGGUAGGGGUGGAGGGAUCACCACUGCCAAGGAGCAGGGGCUGCAAACAGUUGAUAUGAACUCAUUGUGAUUGUUUUCUACCGGUAGGAUUUGUACAAACCGGCUCAUCCUUUGCCUCAAGAAACUAAGUGGGACCUAUUUAAAUGUCUCACCUGUGAGCCAAUCCCCCACUUGAGGAUAUUUAUUAUGUUCUCGUGUUCUCCUGGGUUUCAAAUAGAAUUUUAAAAAUUCUUAGAUGUAUAACUUGUUUACAAAUAGUACAGCAGAGGGAACACCUUGUUUUGCGGCUGCAAUGGCCUGCCCUCUCGCAGGUGCGCUUGGCGACCUCCAGAAUCCUCAGCUUUGGGGGCGCGUGGGGUGGGGGAGCCAGUGGAAGAGCCCUUUGCCAUCGCAACACCUGUUCCUCUACUUGUUUCCUAAUCCCCGGACUCUCUCCUCCACCCUCCUUGUCCUCGCGCAAGUGAGAGGAAGCCAGCCUGCCAGUGUGGAAGGAGGGAUUUCGCCAGCUGCGUUUGCAGCGCCCAGGCUUGGUGGCCGCGUCGGGUGGGGGCAGCUGAGCUUGAUGUCUCCGGAGCGGGUGGAGCAUAGGGGGAGGGGAGUGCUGGUAGGCCUAGGCGGCUGCUUUCCGUCAUUCUGUGGCGGGGUCUUGAGGUCCGCGAACACAGUGACCUAAGGGAGCCACCCGACAGGCUUUGGGGUGGGGGGGCUUCCUUGGCAUUUGGGGAGGCGGCUGAGAAACGGGUGCUGAAAGGACAGCUCCUACCUGCCCCACUGCGCCCGAAAGGGACCUCGGCGUGUCAAGUCUCCCCCUCGGACCCCCACCCCACCUCGAGUGGACCGCCUUCCAGGUGAGGAGCACGAAGGGAUUCCUUGGAGUGGCAGCUUGGAAGGAUGCACGUCCGGCUGCGCCAAGCUGGCUUCCCCGCUCUUUCCCCACUUCAGCGUCAGCCUUGGCCCUGGGAAUUGCAGCCUGUGCCUCCAAGCCGCGCGCUUCCUCCCGCCUCCGGCGGAGAAGGGUGGUGCGGCCAGGCCUCGAAAACCCUUCUUCUGGGGCCCCCAGCGGGAACAGGAAGGAAAGCGGCCGAGAUGCGCCCUAAGUGUCGCAUGGCUUGGAGAAGUGGGUAGCUUGGUUGCAUAAGGUGGAAGGAACUUGGUAGUUUGCAAGAGCCAGCUCUUGGCGGGAGCCGAAACGCAGAGCCCGCCGACUCGCACACACUCCCCCCCUCCUCGUUUAUUGCCUUCGACGCGCGCCUCCCCCACUGCGCCCCCACCCCCUAGGCGCGCCGCCGUCUCGCGCGCCCUCCCCCCCCCCCGUACCCCCCUCCUCACUCCCUCCAGAGGAGGUGAGUUUAAACCCCGCCCACGUGACCCCAGCUGGGCCAAUGAGCGGCGGCGGGAGGUGAAAUCCGGUUCUAACCGGUCCGGGGCUCCCAGCGCUAUAAAAACUUUAUAAACCCCCCGGAGCCCGAGCAGUGUGAAGAAGAGGAGGCGAGAACGACCCCCGGACCGGCCAAAGCCCGCGCGCCGCUGCAUCCCCGCGUCCAGCGCCUACGUCCCGCCGCCGUCGCCACCAUGCCCAAGAGAAAGGCUGAAGGGGAUGCUAAAGGAGAUAAAGCCAAGGUGAAGGAUGAGCCACAGAGAAGAUCUGCAAGGUUAUCUGCUAAACCUGCUCCUCCAAAGCCAGAGCCCAAACCUAAAAAGGCCCCUGCAAAGAAGGGAGAGAAGGUACCCAAAGGGAAAAAGGGGAAAGCUGAUGCUGGCAAGGAUGGGAAUAACCCAGCAGAGAAUGGAGAUGCCAAAACAGACCAGGCACAGAAAGCUGAAGGUGCCGGAGACGCCAAGUGAAGUGUGUGCAUUUUUGAUAACUGUGUACUUCUGGUGACUGUACAGUUUGAAAUACUAUUUUUUAUCAAGUUUUAUAAAAAUGCAGAAUUUUGUUUUACUUUUUUUUUAAGCUAUGUUGUUAGCACACAGAACACUUCAUUGUUGUUUUGGGGGAAGGGCAUAUGUCACUAAUAGAAUAUCUCCGAAGCUAGAUUGAUUCAAGGGGAAAAACACCAUUCCCUUCUAGUUGUGAGAAACUUCCUCUUGGUUCCCAGGAGGAGCAAUUCUUUGAUGUUGACACACAUUAGCCACCUUGGCACAAACGCCUUGUAGGGUGGAAAAUCUAAAAUUCAUUUUUUAUGUCCUUUUCUCCCUCUGCCUUCAACAUAGACUUGACUCCCUUAAACCCAGAGACCUGUUGGAACCUGACCCCAAGAAAUGGUUCCCAGUAUGUCAGGCAAUCUGGACUUUACAGUGUCACCAUGGAGAUGGCAUCCCUCAAAAGAGUUCCUUUUUUAGCUUGUGGAGCUUCAGAUUGAUAAUUCUGCCAUUUUCAUUUCAUUUCCUGAAAGUCAGGGUCGGCUUGUGAAAAGUUGUUAAACAACAUGCUAAAUGUGAAAUGUCAACCCUCACUCUAAACUUUCCCUGUUCAGAGCAUCUAAUGAAGAUUUCAUUGGGUUUUAUAGUGGCUUUCUGAUUUUGGUAGUCCAUUGAAGAAGGGAGUUUGAAAGUUGUUGUAUACUGUUAACGAUUGUCUGCCCAUGUCCUGCCUGAAAUACCAUGAUUGUUUAUGAAAAGUAUCUUUAAUAAAGCUGGAUACAGUUUGGCUUGGAA
This is a messenger RNA of Leopardus geoffroyi (Geoffroy's cat), 5652 nucleotides long. It is a transcript of the gene DHDDS, whose product is annotated as dehydrodolichyl diphosphate synthase subunit. Gene Ontology annotation, molecular function: ditrans,polycis-polyprenyl diphosphate synthase [(2E,6E)-farnesyl diphosphate specific] activity. The transcript is spliced from 14 exons. Gene Ontology annotation, biological process: polyprenol biosynthetic process. The coding region runs from base 178 to 1182 and encodes 334 amino acids. NCBI's taxonomy places the organism in Eukaryota, Metazoa, Chordata, Mammalia, Carnivora, Felidae. The record is from RefSeq and is a predicted model, not a curated record. Gene Ontology annotation, cellular component: dehydrodolichyl diphosphate synthase complex; endoplasmic reticulum.